Molecule: messenger RNA, 1993 nt
Organism: Neltuma alba
Lineage: Eukaryota; Viridiplantae; Streptophyta; Magnoliopsida; Fabales; Fabaceae
Exons: 3
Coding region: 346-1695 (449 amino acids)
Source: RefSeq, a predicted model, not a curated record
GAAAAAAAAAAUUUAAUGGGAGGAGAGAUUGACGGAGCAAUGAUAACGUUUGCAAGUUACAAAUCGAAGGAAAGACAAGCCGGUUAUGGCAGAUCACACAUGAUCAUCGCGUCUGGGAAUUUCUCUUGGGGUAAGAAGAUCCCAGAAAUGGAAAUAUUCCCCCAAUUCUAGAUUCCACUACUACUUUUCAGAUCUUAACGACCCUGAUGCCUUGCCAAAUUCUGAAAUAGAAAGAAACCGUCUGCCUCAUUUGCGAGGAUGGCAUCUAAUAUUAUGCGUUUCUAUCUUAUGCAUUGGUCCUUUCGGAUUAAUUUUCUCAAAUAGGUCCUACAGAGAUCAAGAGUAAUGGAAUCGGCAGAAAGAAGGGCCUCUUAUGCAGCUAAUGGUUGUUUCACUCAUGAUUUCAUGAUGCCGCAGAAUUCUUCUGACCACCCAUCAUCAAUUUCUGAAACAUUGGAAUCUGAUUGGGUGUCUUGCAAUUCUGUCAAUGAUCAGGUCAACUCAGGUGGAACACGCCAUAAGCCUAAUCGUGAAAAAUUACCGGACAUGAAGUGGUGGCUACAUGUGAAAAGCAACCUAGGAGAAGAGGCAAAUUAUACGUGUCAACGUUUGAAUUCCUGGGAGGGCGAAGUUGAUUCUUACUGUGCAGGAUCGGUGGAUGAUAAUGUUAAAAAUGGGGAUGUUCAAUCUAUCAAACACAUUGAUUCUGUCUCUUGUAUUGGGAGUGCUAAUCUGGCUGUGGAACAGCCAUGGAAUAGCUCUAAUACCUGUAUGAAAAACAAUAACUAUAGCAGAAUGGCAAAAAUUGGGGCUGCGCUGAAUAACGAUACACAACUUACAGCUAAGAGGAUAGAUCAGGGGGAAUUCUGGUUUAAAGAUGAGCAUUUUGUAGACUGGGAUGUUACCGAUUUCCUGACCUCUGAACAAUGUAAAAAGGCCUCGUCUGAUCUAGACUCACAUUGGAUAGGCACUGAGAAAGUUGGGCCAUGGUGGCGCAAUGCUGGAAAGGAUGAGUUGGCUUCCUUGGUUGCUCAGAAGUCACUUGAACAUAUUGAAAACUGUGAUCUUCCUCAACCACAGAUUAAGCAUUUUAGGACGCCAUCCCCUUACCUAGAGUGCCCUGAACAUGACAAGACUCUGCCAUCAUCUCUGAAUGAAAAAGCCAAGAAGGGUUCUUCCUAUGUGGAAAGUUAUACUUCUGGAACCCCCACUUCUGGUUGUUCAUCACAGGAUUCAGACAGACUGUUCAGCUCCAAUCAGAGCAAAGAUUCUUAUUCGACCAGCAAGGGUGAACCUACGAAUUCAGAGUCCAAUUCCAAGGCUCAGUUGUUGGAAGCUUUGUGUCACUCUCAAACACGAGCGAGAGAGGCUGAGAAAGCCGCGCAACAAGCCUACAAUGAGAAGGAGCAUAUCCUCAGUCUCUUCUUCCGACAGGCUUCGCAACUCUUUGCAUAUAAGCAGUGGCUUCAUCUUCUGCAGCUUGAGAAUCUUUGCCUGCAACUCAGAAACAAAAACCAGCCAUUGUUACGUACAAAGCAAGUUAAGAAUGGUCAUCGUGUUGGUAAGAAGAGGAAGAACAGUAACAGAAGAAAUGGGAUCAGAAAGUGUGCUGUUGCUUUUGCUGUGGGUUUAGGACUUGCCGGUGCUGGUUUGCUUCUUGGAUGGACUAUGGGAUGGAUGUUUCCUUCUAUAUAGAUGACAUGUUUGGGUGUAACUUCAACUAACAAUAUCAUGCUCUUCCUUUCAUGCUUUGACAAGGUCCAUGAAAGUGUAAAUCUUAUGUUUCCCUGUGAUUUUCAUCUUCUGUAAGUAUUCAUAUCAUCCAUUCAGAUCCACUAGUUGUAUAUUUUGAAGAAGACUGUGUGCAAACUGUAAAGCUUGUAGUGGUAAGAGAUUCGAGUAAUUUGUAAGAGGUUUCUACUAUAAAAUGUGAUUAUUGUAUACAUUUACCUCGUACUUUUUUAAGGUAUGAUUACUGAUUAGUUGAUUUAGA